GAUUCGGGGCGGAUUUUGGGGGUCCCGGGGGGGAUUUUGGGGGCGCCAUGGACCGAGAGGAGCUGACGUACCUGGGAGUGCUGCUGGGCUCCAUCCCCGUGGGCUUCGUGCUCAAGGGCCGCGGCCCCCGAUGGCGGCAGUUUGGGGGGGCGGUGCUGGGGGCGGGGCUGGCUCUGCUCACCUGCGGCCCUCACCUGCUGCACUCGCUGCUCACCGCGCUCGGCACCUGGGCCAUCCUCAUCCUCCUGCCCAGGCACUCGGGGGGGGCCACCCUGGCCUGGAGCUUUGGGUACCUCCUGUUCUUCCGCACGCCCCGGCUCUGGGGGCUGCCCGAGCCACCGGCAUUCGCCAACGCCCUGCAGCUCCUCACCACCCUCAAGAUGGUCAGCCUGGCCUGUGACGCGCAGGAGCUGCGGGAGGCGGGGCUUAAGGGGGUGACGUCAGAGGAGACGCAGCUGAUGAUUGGCUCGCUGCGGCGCGUGCCGAGCUUGAUUGACAUCCUGUGCUACACCUACUGCUACCUGGGGCUGCUGACAGGUCCGUUUUACCGCCUGGGCACUCACCUGGACUGGGUGUUCUCCCGCUCCCAUCCGCCGUCGCUGCGCCGGGCGCUGCUGCACCUGCGCUGGGUGCCGGCGCUGGGCGCGGCGUGCGCGCAGGUGAGCGGGGCGUGGCCGGCGCGGGCGGCGCUGGAGCCGGGGUUCGGGGCGCGGGCGUGGCCGCGCCGGCUGGCGCUGAUGGUGCCGGUGUUCCUGGCGCUGCGGCUGCGCCUCUACGUGGGCUGGCUCUGCGCCGAGGCCGGCUGCGUCGCCGCGGGGCUCGGAGCCUACCCCAGGUGCGCCAACGCCCGCCCCGGCCGCGGGCCCACCGCCAGAUGGGAGUGGCCACACAGGUGUGAGGAUCUCCCCGAGGAUGACUGGGAUUUCGAGACGAUCCGCACGGUGGAUCCCUGGGGGACGGAGCUGGGCCGGCGGUUCCGGGGGGGGCUGCGCCGCUGGAACAUGACGGUGCAGUGGUGGCUGGCGGCCUACGUGCACCGCAGGGGACCCCGCCAGCACCCCCUGAUCCGGAACGCUUGGACCAUGCUGGCCUCAGCUUACUGGCACGGGCUGCACGGGGGGCAGUACCUGUCCUUCCUCACCGUGCCGCUCUGGCUGGCGGCCGAGGCGGCGGCCGAGGCGGCCCUGGAGGAACAUUUUGGGCUUCCCCUGGAGGAGCUGAGGGGCUGGAAGGGUUCCCUGCUCAGGGGAGGGCAGUGGUUCCUCAAGAUGAGGGCCUUCGAGUACCUGAGCAUGGGUUUCGUGCUGCGGGAGGCCGAGGCCACGCUGCGAUUCUGGGCCUCGGUGCAUUUCUGCCUCCAUCUUGUGCCCCUGCUCAUCCUGGCGGCGGCCACGGCCCUGAGGGGAAAAAGGGCGGGAAAAAAAGGGCGGGAAAAGGGGCGUGAGGGAGAGGAGGAGGAGGAG
Poecile atricapillus (Black-capped chickadee) is the source of this 1463-nucleotide messenger RNA. RefSeq names its product membrane bound O-acyltransferase domain containing 7 (gene MBOAT7). NCBI's taxonomy places the organism in Eukaryota, Metazoa, Chordata, Aves, Passeriformes, Paridae. Gene Ontology annotation, molecular function: lysophospholipid acyltransferase activity. The record is from RefSeq and is a predicted model, not a curated record. Gene Ontology annotation, cellular component: mitochondria-associated endoplasmic reticulum membrane contact site; membrane. The transcript has 7 exons. Gene Ontology annotation, biological process: lipid modification; phosphatidylinositol biosynthetic process. The annotation marks the transcript as partial.